Messenger RNA from Asparagus officinalis (garden asparagus), 823 nucleotides. Its product is annotated as peptidyl-prolyl cis-trans isomerase FKBP13, chloroplastic-like. The transcript is spliced from 5 exons. Gene Ontology annotation, molecular function: peptidyl-prolyl cis-trans isomerase activity. Lineage: Eukaryota; Viridiplantae; Streptophyta; Magnoliopsida; Asparagales; Asparagaceae. The record is from RefSeq and is a predicted model, not a curated record. Gene Ontology annotation, cellular component: chloroplast. Bases 40 to 645 code for a protein of 201 amino acids.
CUGAGAGCUUAUCGCGAAAAACACAGGCACAAACAAAUCAUGAGCUCCUCUUCCUCUCUCCACUUACCACCACUCCCCACCGUCCUCCACCAAACAAAACUCUCCCCAAAACCCACAACAAUACCAAAGUUGCAUCCCUCCCCCACCCCCAAACUUUCAACAAUUACAAAUAAAACCCACCUCCCCAUUUGCAGGAGAGAAGCCACCUUAUCUCUUGCAAGCCUCCUCGUUGCUUCUCUUCUCCCAAACCCAUCUCUUGCUUCUGAGUGCUCUCUUGUUGUUGCCCCCUCUGGGCUUGCUUAUUGUGAUCAAGUUGUGGGGUAUGGGCCUGAGGCUGCAAAGGGGCAGCUUAUUAAGGCUCAUUAUGUGGGGAGAUUGGAGAAUGGGAAGGUGUUUGACAGUAGCUAUGGGAGGGGGAAGCCACUCACGUUUCGCAUUGGCGUCGGGGAGGUUAUCAAAGGAUGGGAUCAGGGUAUUCUAGGUGGUGAUGGGAUUCCACCAAUGCUUACAGGUGGUAAACGCACAUUAAAGCUUCCUCCUGAACUUGGAUAUGGUGUGAGAGGUGCAGGUUGCAGGGGAGGUUCAUGCAUCAUACCUCCAGAUUCAACUCUUUUGUUUGAUGUGGAGUUCAUUGGCAAGGCAUGAGCUGCUUCUGUAUAUAAUCAUCAUAGUAAUUGAUGUUAUCUGCAUUACAAAUGUAUUAAAGAAUACUUUGCAUGGCUAUACAUGUAUUGUUUGGAUGUACCUAGAUAAGGCUUUAUGAGAGAAGAGAUUUAUACUUUGGCCAUAUUUUUCGUAAUCAGGAAGUAUUGUUUUAUUUUUC